Anopheles maculipalpis is the source of this 816-nucleotide messenger RNA. RefSeq names its product seminal metalloprotease 1-like. The transcript has 3 exons. The record is from RefSeq and is a predicted model, not a curated record. Gene Ontology annotation, molecular function: zinc ion binding; metalloendopeptidase activity. Gene Ontology annotation, biological process: proteolysis. Bases 1 to 816 code for a protein of 271 amino acids. NCBI's taxonomy places the organism in Eukaryota, Metazoa, Arthropoda, Insecta, Diptera, Culicidae.
AUGGUAUUGGUGCGUGGCUUACUUCUUGUGGUGUUGGCGAUCCUGGCAUUGGUACAGGCAGGCGUUCUUAAGAAUUCACCCGAAAAUGCUGCUCGACUAAGAAACUUGCGACCGGAUGAGCUGGCGGAGGAACUGAGUGGUCAGUUUGAGGGAGAUAUGGUACUGAGUGAGGAGCAGGAACGUUCCAUACUGGGCAACAAGCGCAAUGGACUGAUUGCGUCUACCUUCCGCUGGCCGGGAAAUACCGUACCUUAUGAGAUCGUGGAGGAAGACUUUACACCGGAACAGAUCGCACACAUCAAGCGAGGCCUUCGACAGAUCGAAUCGGUCACCUGCCUUCGGUUUGUGACGCGCACGGAAGAGACGGACUUUGUGCGUGUGAUCGGUACCGGAUCGGGAUGCUACUCCUCCGUCGGACAUCGUGGCGGCGCUCAAACGCUUAACCUCGAGCCGUACGAUCCGGACACCGGGUGCUUCCGGUUGGCAACGAUCGUGCACGAGUUUAUCCAUGCGCUUGGCUUUUACCAUCAGCAGAGCGCUAGCGAUCGAGAUCAGUUCGUGGAGAUCGUGUGGGACAACAUUGAGGAGGGCAAGGAGCAUAACUUUAACAUCUACGAUGCGAACACGAUAACGGACUUUAACGUGGUGUACGAUUAUGGCAGUGUGAUGCAUUACGGGCCGACCGCUUUCAGCAAGAAUGGAGAGAAAACGAUCGUACCGAAGGAUCCAAAUGCUACGAUCGGGCAGCGGGUUGGCAUGAGCGAGCGGGACAUCUCCAAGCUGAACCACAUGUACAGGUGUUUGGGUAAGGAUUAG